AUCAGGGUCUAGGAUGCCAGAGAAAGGAUGGAGAGGGAUGCCCAUGAGUCCUGGGAUUUUGUACAAGGGCAAAGGCUAAGGAGCGGGAAAUCAAGUGUGAAAUUCUAUCAACACUGUUGAAUCUGGACACCAUCCUAAGAAUGCCCCACUUCACUAGUUGGAAGGUCUCCCAAGUAAGCAAAAGCUUGACGCCAUAUGACAAUGUCAGAGUCCCCCAUGAGAGGAAGGAGGAGGACCUGCCUGCACACCAGCCCUUGCCUGAUGGGCGGACGCGGCCGAGGGGGGAAGGUGUCCAGAUCGCUAAGGACACAGCCGAUGAUGAGGCUACCAGGGAAGGCCCGCCUCUCGGCAAAACAGAACCGCGGAAAGACGCCAAGGACUGGAAGCUGCCGAUCCCGCUGGGACCCGUUUAUCCACCGUUAAUCUCGAGUCUGAGCACCACCAAAGCUGUGGGGCGAAGCUGGGACUUGACUCCUCUGAUGGCAAAGAGCUUACGAAUACCUGAUGUGCCGGUGGCCUGUGUGCCCCCGCAGGGCCCCUUCUGGCACUCUGUGGACACGAAGGCAGAGAAGAGACUGGCCGGUCGGAAGGAACGCCGCAGCCGCUUUGGGGACGUCAACGUGCACAAGCGCUACCAGCUUGGGAAGAUCUUCAGCCCCUUCCAGGCCCUCGCCACCACGGAGAUGCGAACACUGUCGUAUCCCCAAGACCUGCCCACGAAUCCGCACGUGCAGAGAAUGGGCAUUCCACGCCCCGCGGAUGGGAAUCGCCACGCUCUAUCCCUGUCCUCCACGGAGCCGGGCGCCAGAAAGGAUGACAACAACCCCGCGAAAGAGAAGGCAGCGAGUCACAUUAAAAUGCCUUUAUUCCCCCCAAUAGUUAAAGCAACAAAAUCUAAUGACACGAAAUAA
Prionailurus viverrinus (fishing cat) is the source of this 911-nucleotide messenger RNA. RefSeq lists its product as uncharacterized. The record is from RefSeq and is a predicted model, not a curated record. The transcript is spliced from 5 exons. The coding region runs from base 141 to 911 and encodes 256 amino acids. NCBI's taxonomy places the organism in Eukaryota, Metazoa, Chordata, Mammalia, Carnivora, Felidae.